Messenger RNA from Rosa chinensis, 1802 nucleotides. Its product is annotated as mogroside IE synthase. Gene Ontology annotation, molecular function: UDP-glycosyltransferase activity. Lineage: Eukaryota; Viridiplantae; Streptophyta; Magnoliopsida; Rosales; Rosaceae. The record is from RefSeq and is a predicted model, not a curated record. The coding region runs from base 156 to 1682 and encodes 508 amino acids. The transcript is spliced from 2 exons.
UACCAAUCAACUAUUAUCGAUCGAGCUCUUUAUUACAUAUAUGAUCGAUAAAUGAUGAACUUAUUCACUCCUCGGAUCUCCAAUAUUAAUUUUGAUCGAUCGAUCUCUUCGAUCAUUUCAAUUAAGUAUACGUAGAUUAACUACAGUUUCUUCCUAUGGAGAGGGAAUGUGAAACAAUAUCUGCUGCUCCACCUGAGAUCCUAGUAUUCCCAUUUCCUGGUCAGGGCCAUAUGUGCCCAAUGGUUCAGUUCUCCAAGCGACUUGCCUCUAAAGGUCUUAGAGUCACAGUCGUUUCAACCAUCUCUGCUGCCAAGUCUAUUCAGCAAAGUCCGGCCCAUGCCCAAGCUUUCCAAGUAGAAUUCAUUUCGGACGGUUCCAAAGAAGAAAACAAGUCUGAAACUUUGGACGAAGCUAUUGAGCGUUUCAAAAAGGCAACUACACAAACUCUAACCGAACUUAUCAUCAACAUCCAGAACAAGAACACCACUACUACUAUCUGUACUAGCAAUGGUGAUCAUGCCUCCUCGGUGGAACAGGUUCCACCCAAGCUCAAGCUCAAGCUCCUGAUUUACGACUCAGGGAUGCCGUGGGUUUUGGAUAUAGCGCGACAACAAGGCAUAGAAGGAGCUCCUUUUUUUACACAGUCAUGCGCGAUUGCAUCCGUCUACUAUCACUUCCGUGAAGGGGCAUGUAAGAUAAUUACUACUGCUCCCACCUCUGGUUUAGAUGACGACUCAGAAGCUGCUAAUCAUGGAAGAUCAUCACCGUCUACCGACACAAUAUUAUUGCCGGCUAUGCCACCACUUGGAGUCAAUGACUUACCAUCUUUUCUAUGUGAUACUCAUUCCUAUCCAGUUUUAUGUAAACAUACCCUGAAUCAAUUCUCCAAUUUCCGGGAAGCAAAAUGGCAAUUGUACAACACUUUUGAUACGUUAGAACAUGAGGUAGUCAAAUGGAUGACAAGUCAGUCUUGGGCAGUGAAGACAGUAGGACCAACAAUUCCGUCAAUGUUUCUGGACAAGCGAUUUGAAGAUGACAAAGACUACAGUUUCAACCUCUUCGAGCCUGUGGAGACUUACUUGAAGUGGCUUGACUCCAAGGAAACUGGCUCAGUGGUUUAUGCAUCAUUUGGAAGCUACGGUAGCCUAGAAAAAAAGCAAAUGGAGGAAAUAGCUUGGGGUCUGAAGAACAGCAACUACCACUUCUUGUGGGUAGUCAGAGAAUUAGAGAAGGAGAAGCUUCCGAAGAAUUUCAUAAAGGAGGUAUUAGAUUCAGCUGAUCAGAAAGGUCUUGUCGUGAGCUGGUGCUCGCAGCUGCGAGUCUUGGCUCACAAGGCCUUAGGAUGCUUUGUUACUCACUGCGGAUGGAAUUCGACCCUUGAAGCUUUGAGCUUAGGGGCCCCGAUGGUGGCAAUGCCGCAAUGGACUGAUCAAACAACAAACGCCAAGUUUGUUCAGGAUGUGUGGAAAGCAGGAGUUAGAGUGAGAGUGGAUGAGAAAUUAGGUGUUACAACAAAAGAAGAGAUAGCUAACUGUAUUAGGCAAGUCAUGGAAGAGGAAAAAGGGGUGGAGAUCAGAAAGGCUUUAUCAAAUUGGAAGCAAUUGGCUAAAGAGGCAGUCAACCAAGGGGGAAGCUCCGAUCAAAAUAUUGAGGAGUUUGUGGCACAACUUCUGUUAAUUUGAAUUAAUGUUCAUCUUCCUACUAUGUAGUACUUGUAUUACUUUCCUUCUUUAUUUUGGGCUUAAUCCUAAAAGGUGGGUGUAUUAGUUGAAUUACAUAAUAGAUGACAUUUUCACUUAAAA